GUGCAGUAAACUGGAAUGCUCUCCCUCGCUCACUCCUCAGUGUAGGAGUGAUCUGAAGCAGGACAAGCUCAGCCUGCAGCUGCCGUGGGCUUUGUGUGGACUGGACGCAGAGCUUGGGAGACGGGGGAGGGCUAUUACUCCAAUUCACUGUCAAUGGAAUUACAGCUAUAGCGGCAGUGUAUAUAGGAUUGCUUUUUCUCGUCUUCCUGGAGAUGCUCAGUCCCAGUAUAUUUUAAGGAAGAGAAAUAUAAAGGAAAUUUAGUAUGCCUCCUUUUCUUUAAAUGAAGAAUUUAGUUUCCUUUACUUCUUAAAAGAGAAUACCUGUUCUUGUAUAACGUGACUGCACCAGACAUUCUGAAAAAUCAGCAAGAAGCAAAAGCUGGAAAUAGCUAUUUCACAGCAGGUAAUCAUACCUCAGGAUGUAGCUACUGUACAAAGUUUAUACUUGGAUAAUCCUGGAUGGGAAUAAAGGUAGGGGGUAACUGCCUGAAAAACCUAUUACUAUACAGGCCUUAGCAUCAUGAAUGACUUUCUUCAUGAGGAUCUGAAGUUACUAUCUCUGACCACAUUGCACAGAAGAGCCAAUAAGAAUUUCAAAGAGGGCAAUUUCCACUAAGGGAAUUAAGCUACACAAAAGGAACUUUCACACAGAAACUCUAUCAGAAAGAAAAAAAAAAUACAUAGGAAGCCAUGUGUCCUACAUAGUAACAGGAAGCAGAAUUGUUUCUGCCCCCACUUUAAUGAGCUUGCCCACCAUGCUGAACUGCAGCUGGAAUGUUCAUUGACAACAGCAAGCCUGAUCUGGAGGUGUGUACGCCAUAGGAUUACUUGAAUAAACGGUGAAGAACAUUUCCAAGGACUAAACAAAAGUUUAUAAGUCCCAGUCCCUCACCAGGAAAAUAAUAUAUGUGCAUUGGAUAUUCACCCCCGCAAAAUUUACUCACAUCGUUCAAUAAGAAAUCCAUCCAUUUAAAAUAAUGCUUAAAAUUAAUAACCAAAGAAAAUGAAAUGACAUUAAUAAUCAAAGCAAACUAUGGGUUUGAGAUUGAGGAUCUCAAGAUGUGUGUAACUAUUCCUGAGUAUGAAGAGAAUAGGGUUCUGAAGUAACGGAAGCUACCUUGUAUAAAGACCUCAACACUGCUGACCAUGAUCAGCGCAGCCUGGAGCAUCUUCCUCAUCGGGACUAAAAUUGGGCUGUUCCUUCAAGUAGCACCUCUAUCAGUUAUGGCUAAAUCCUGUCCAUCUGUGUGUCGCUGCGAUGCGGGUUUCAUUUACUGUAAUGAUCGCUUUCUGACAUCCAUUCCAACAGGAAUACCAGAGGAUGCUACAACUCUCUACCUUCAGAACAACCAAAUAAAUAAUGCUGGGAUUCCUUCAGAUUUGAAAAACUUGCUGAAAGUAGAAAGAAUAUACCUAUACCACAACAGUUUAGAUGAAUUUCCUACCAACCUCCCAAAGUAUGUAAAAGAGUUACAUUUGCAAGAAAAUAACAUAAGGACUAUCACUUAUGAUUCACUUUCAAAAAUUCCCUAUCUGGAAGAAUUACAUUUAGAUGACAACUCUGUCUCUGCAGUUAGCAUAGAAGAGGGAGCAUUCCGAGACAGCAACUAUCUCCGACUGCUUUUCCUGUCCCGUAAUCACCUUAGCACAAUUCCCUGGGGUUUGCCCAGGACUAUAGAAGAACUACGCUUGGAUGAUAAUCGCAUAUCCACUAUUUCAUCACCAUCUCUUCAAGGUCUCACUAGUCUAAAACGCCUGGUUCUAGAUGGAAACCUGUUGAACAAUCAUGGUUUAGGUGACAAAGUUUUCUUCAACCUAGUUAAUUUGACAGAGCUGUCCCUGGUGCGGAAUUCCCUGACUGCUGCACCAGUAAACCUUCCAGGCACAAACCUGAGGAAGCUUUAUCUUCAAGAUAACCACAUCAAUCGGGUGCCCCCAAAUGCUUUUUCUUAUCUAAGGCAGCUCUAUCGACUGGAUAUGUCCAAUAAUAACCUAAGUAAUUUACCUCAGGGUAUCUUUGAUGAUUUGGACAAUAUAACACAACUGAUUCUUCGCAACAAUCCCUGGUAUUGCGGGUGCAAGAUGAAAUGGGUACGUGACUGGUUACAAUCACUACCUGUGAAGGUCAACGUGCGUGGGCUCAUGUGCCAAGCCCCAGAAAAGGUUCGUGGGAUGGCUAUUAAGGAUCUCAAUGCAGAACUGUUUGAUUGUAAGGACAGUGGGAUUGUAAGCACCAUUCAGAUAACCACUGCAAUACCCAACACAGUGUAUCCUGCCCAAGGACAGUGGCCAGCUCCAGUGACCAAACAGCCAGAUAUUAAGAACCCCAAGCUCACUAAGGAUCACCAAACCACAGGGAGUCCCUCAAGAAAAACAAUUACAAUUACUGUGAAGUCUGUCACCUCUGAUACCAUUCAUAUCUCUUGGAAACUUGCUCUACCUAUGACUGCUUUGAGACUCAGCUGGCUUAAACUGGGCCAUAGCCCGGCAUUUGGAUCUAUAACAGAAACAAUUGUAACAGGGGAACGCAGUGAGUACUUGGUCACAGCCCUGGAGCCUGAUUCACCCUAUAAAGUAUGCAUGGUUCCCAUGGAAACCAGCAACCUCUACCUAUUUGAUGAAACUCCUGUUUGUAUUGAGACUGAAACUGCACCCCUUCGAAUGUACAACCCUACAACCACCCUCAAUCGAGAGCAAGAGAAAGAACCUUACAAAAACCCCAAUUUACCUUUGGCUGCCAUCAUUGGUGGGGCUGUGGCCCUGGUUACCAUUGCCCUUCUUGCUUUAGUGUGUUGGUAUGUUCAUAGGAAUGGAUCGCUCUUCUCAAGGAACUGUGCAUAUAGCAAAGGGAGGAGAAGAAAGGAUGACUAUGCAGAAGCUGGCACUAAGAAGGACAACUCUAUCCUGGAAAUCAGGGAAACUUCUUUUCAGAUGUUACCAAUAAGCAAUGAACCCAUCUCGAAGGAGGAGUUUGUAAUACACACCAUAUUUCCUCCUAAUGGAAUGAAUCUGUACAAAAACAAUCACAGUGAAAGCAGUAGUAACCGAAGCUACAGAGACAGUGGUAUUCCAGACUCAGAUCACUCACACUCAUGAUGCUGAAGGACUCACAGCAGACUUGUGUUUUGGGUUUUUUAAACCUAAGGGAGGUGAUGGUAGGAACCCUGUUCUACUGCAAAACACUGGAAAAAGAGACUGAAAAAAAGCAAUGUACUGUACAUUUGCCAUAUAAUUUAUAUUUAAGAACUUUUUAUUAAAAGUUUCAAAUUUCAGGUUACUGCUGCGAUUGAUGUAGUGGAGAUGCCUGAACACAAUUCUAUAUUUUAGUAUUUUUUAGUAAUUUGUACUGUAUUUUCCUUGCAAAUAUUGGAGUUAUAAACCAUUUACUUUGUGUUCUACUGAGUAAGAUGACUUGUUGACUGUGAAAGUGAAUUUUCUUGCUGUGUCGAACAAUCAGGACUGCAUUCAUAUGAGAUCCUUGUAGUAUAAGCACAGGCCAUUUUUCACUUUGGUAUUAAUAAAAUGUAAAAAAAAAAAACUGGCUGAAUGGCUGAAUGAGAUAAAAUUUAAUUUUAAAAAAUGGUUAUGAAAUAAUGUUCCAAUUAUUAAAUUUGUAUUAUCCCAGUGGUAUUCAAUAAAUCAAAAUGUGUGAAGUAAUGGGCAAUAUCAAACUUCCUGCAUAUCUCCAUUUUUGCUCUAGGCAAAUUAAUUAUCCUUAAAAAAGUUAAGCAUAUCUUCUGAACUGAAUACAUCAGCUGGCAUAAAAGGAGCAUGAAGUCUGUUAAAGCCAUUGUCAGCAAAGCUUUGAAAAUAAAGGACUUCACAAAAACGGUAAUGUAAAUGUGCUUCCAAGUUGGGGGGAAAAUGUGUACUUAGGAAAACAUGGAAACUUAGACUUGUAUAGUGUAAUGAACACAAAUACCAAAACUGCAUUUUGGUUUUGCCUAUACCAUCCUGAUUUUUGAAAAGUGAAUUAUAAACACAAAAUUGUUAGUGUUUAUGAUGUUUUUAUCAUAAAGGAUGUCAGAGAAACUUUAUGCAUAUUAAAAAUGUAAUGUAAUUAUAAGCGAUUCCCCUCAACAAUCCAGAGAAAGUAGUUCUUUAAAUAAGAGAUAAUUUAAAGAAAAAUAAAUACUAGACAUCAAAUUUAGAUCUGGUUUAUGUCAAAGGUUUUAACACUGUACAUAAAUGUUCAAUUUACUUUUACAAAGAUCAAGAAUACUGCCCAUUACUGUCACAAUUUUCCAGAUAUUAUAUAAUGAACUCGUAAUGUAACAUUUCCUUCUAGCUUCCUACUGAAUUGUGAGCUGUUACUUGUUGAAAAACCAUAUCACUUUUCUGUUGCCAUGAUUUUUUUUUUUUCAACAAAAAACCAAAGUGCAUUGUACGCCCUUUGGCCAGUCUUGUAUGUGCCUUGAUCCAACGCUACAUGUAUUCAGCUUUUAAAACUCCACAAAUUUUUCAUACUCCUUAAAUAUGAAAAAUUAUGGUCUUAUUGCUGAAUAAAACUUUUAAAAAGUACAGAAUAAUUGUGCUUGCUUUUUCAGGAUUGUGUUACUAUCACUAAGUAGCAAAUUGCCCAGCACAUUAGUCCUAAACGUCCCAUGUAUUUUUCUAGGCAUAAAAAUAAAAGUUGGCUAAAAAUUUUAAAAAAUCAACAUCUUGAGGUUGUGUAUCAUUUUACUUCAAAGAGUUCAGUGUUUCAUGUAUAAAUGUAUUUCCUCUUACUUAUACACUGUAUAGAUGGAAAAUUUAAGAAAUGGUUUCAAAGCCUUUCUCUCUUAGGCGCACUGCUGCCACUGUCCUGAUACUUUUUAAGGUGGUCUUUGAAAAACUGUUUUUUUAAAAUAGCCUUUUAGUAGAGUGAGUUGGCAUUUGUGAUACUGUGAAAUACACACUUUCUCUUUGUCCCUGUUUCUGGCAUACAACUCCUAAAAUCCUUGCAAUCUUCAAAGUGAUAUAUUUUCAUAUGCUAAUGAGUUCACUGAUAGCUGGCAGGCCCUAGGUAGCUUCAAGAUAAAGUCUGAUCAUUGAAAAGACCAAGACAUGAUUAUAGGGUUGGGACUUACAACCCCAAACCCUAACCUCCAGAGAGGGCGAAGUGGAUGAAGAUUAAGUUGAUCACCAGUGACCAGUGGUUUAAUCAAGCAUGCCUAUGUAAUCAAGCCUCCAUAAAAAAACAAAAGGUCAAGAUUUGGAGAGCUUCCAGAUUGCUGAACAUGUGGUGGUUCCUGCAGGAUGGCAUGCCUGGAGAGGGCAUGGAAGCUCUGUGCCCACCUAGACCUCACCUUAUGUUUCCUGCCAUCUGGAUCCUUUGUAACAUCCUUUAUAAUACGUCAGUAAAUCUGUUUCCUUGCAUUUUGUGAGCUGUUGUAGCAAAUUAAUAGAACACAAAAAGGGGAUCCUGGGAAACCAAACUUGAAGCUGACUAGUCUUGCAACUGGUGUCUGAAGAGGAGGCAGUUUUGUGGGAAUAAGCCCUCAACCUGUGGGAUAUGACACAAUUUCCAGGUAGACAGUGUUGGGAUUAAACUGAAUUGGAGGACACCCAGCUGGUAUCUGCUGAAGAACUGAUUGCUUGCGUGGUGUAUGGGGCAAAACUUGUUAAGACAAGUCUUCUAUGUUGAUUAUUGUUGAAUGAGAGAAUUAAACACACAUACACACUUUGA
This is a messenger RNA of Homo sapiens (human), 5668 nucleotides long. It is a transcript of the gene FLRT3, whose product is annotated as fibronectin leucine rich transmembrane protein 3. Gene Ontology annotation, biological process: proepicardium cell migration involved in pericardium morphogenesis; neuron projection development; neuron projection extension. The coding region runs from base 1147 to 3096 and encodes 649 amino acids. Gene Ontology annotation, cellular component: focal adhesion; synaptic membrane; axon terminus. The transcript has 4 exons. Gene Ontology annotation, molecular function: fibroblast growth factor receptor binding; chemorepellent activity. The record is from RefSeq and is a predicted model, not a curated record. NCBI's taxonomy places the organism in Eukaryota, Metazoa, Chordata, Mammalia, Primates, Hominidae.